GGCUCAUGAACGCGCAUUUGACACCAAAUCCUCUAGAUUACUGGACCCCGUGCUUCGCCAAGGGAAAGAACAUUGUCUUAUCAUACCAACGGUGUUUUUAUUCGAUAUACAUAAAUUCAAGUGACUUUGGGGGAUCGAAUAUAACAUUUAUUGGAAUAUAAUUAUUUUGAAGGGUCGAUUCUCUACCUUCUCUGUUUGCUCUUUGGCUGAGGAAAGAGCCCUGCCGUUUGCGUUGUCAGGCCAGUGUUGGUUGUUCUGAGUUAAGGAACAGCAGCAACUUCCCGUGCUUACUUUGCACUGUGAAAGUCUAUUCUUUGGACGGAAAUACAAUGCCAGGAGACAUCAAAGUGAAUAUUGUUGGUGUAAGAAUCAACAAUAGCCCAUGAUGUCGUUGGAACUUCAUUUUGUUAUGGGAUAACUGUGAUAUCGUUGCCAUAAUAACGGUUUGACCAUCAAUUAUUUCAGUCUAACAGUAUUUGAAAUCAUUCUGAAUUGUUAUAAUACGGUAACCUAUUGAAUAUGCCACCCCGGAGUCUGCUUGACUCAGAAGAACACACCAAGGGACCUAAGUAAACACAACAGUUCAAGUCCUAUGCAGUAGAACGCACUGAUGAUCUUCGAAUUGCUGGAUAUUCAUUCCUUUGUCCACUAUCUAUCUGAAGAAGGCUGGCUUGAAAAUGGCAUCCUUUUUCAAUUUCCGUAAAAUCUUUAAAUUGGGUGCUGAGAAGAAGAAGAAACAGUAUGAGCAUGUCCACAGAGACGAGAACCCAGAGGAGAUAUGGGAGAUCAUUGGAGAACUGGGGGAUGGAGCCUUUGGGAAAGUCUAUAAGGCCCAGAACAAGCAAACAGGCAUUCUGGCUGCAGCUAAAGUGAUCGACACCAAGACGGAGGAGGAGCUGGAGGACUAUAUGGUAGAGAUCGAUAUCCUGGCCUCCUGCGACCAUCACAACAUAGUGAAGCUGCUGGACGCCUUCUACUACGACAGCAAGCUAUGGAUCCUGAUAGAGUUCUGUGCGGGUGGAGCGGUGGAUGCCGUCAUGCUGGAGCUAGAAAGGCCCCUGACGGAGCCCCAGAUCCGGGUGGUGUGUAAGCAGACCCUCCAGGCCCUCCUCUACCUCCACGACAACAAGGUGAUCCACAGAGACCUGAAGGCUGGGAACAUCCUGCUAUCCCUGAACGGAGAUGUCAAACUGGCUGACUUUGGUGUGUCGGCCAAAAAUACCAAAACACUACAGAGGAGAGACUCUUUCAUCGGGACGCCAUACUGGAUGGCCCCGGAGGUGGUGAUGUGUGAGACGUUUAAGGACCGCCCGUACGACUACAAGGCUGACAUCUGGUCCCUGGGGGUGACUCUGAUCGAGAUGGCCCAGAUUGAGCCUCCCAACCACGAGAUGAACCCUAUGAGAGUCCUGCUGAAAAUAGCCAAGGCCGAUCCUCCUACCCUGAUGCAGCCAUCGCGCUGGUCUCCAGAGUUCAGUGACUUCCUAAGAAAGUGUCUCGAUAAGAAUGUGGACAACAGAUGGAAUGUGGCACAACUUCUACAGCAUCCAUUUUUGAGUACUGUGACCGACAGCAGACCGUUGAGGGAGCUGAUCGCUGAAGCAAAGGCUGAGGUUUACGAGGAGAUUGAGGAACACAAGGAGGAAGAGGAGGAGGAGGAUGGAGAGACACAGCGGGGUCACAAACGUGCACCGUCCGAUGCCAGUGUUGCCAGCUCGGAGGACGAGAAACUCCCUCAGUCUCCCUCAGCCUCCAUCCUGGAGUCUUUACUGGAGAAGGCUGAACCGGUUAUCCCAACACCACAGAUUGUUGAAAAGGUCCCUGAACCAAGCGUCGUCAAACCAGAGGAGAACCUGGUUGUGGACACUGGCUUCGUCGAGGAGCCUUCUGUCACUGCAGAACUGGAGGAAAUGGAUGAGACCCUUGGUGCUCCAAUAAAUGGAGAGACAACAGAAGCCAGUGAGAAACCAGUAGAGGUGACGGAAGAGGAGGAGAAGGUUCAAGAAAUAUCAGAGGUUUGCCCAACAGAACCCAGUGAGAUAACUUCUUCAGAACCAGCAGAGAAACCAGCAGAGGCCCAACCAGAAGGAACCGUUUCCAAUGCUGCGGUCACCAUAGCCGACAAGGAGAUGGAACAACUGGCCAUAUCCAAUCAAGAUGAAAAGGAAGUGGACCUAGCUGAGGUCCAGACGAAUGAGAUCACUGCAGAAGGGUCAGAGGCCAAGGAAGAGCCAACAGGAGACAAGAUGGAAGUUGAGGAGGAACCAGCCAACGAGGAGCUUAGCAGGGAAGCAAAGGUUACCGUGACAACCCCAGAGGAGACUAAGGUGGACGACAAACUCAAACCUGCAUCUCCAGCGGUCUGGAAAGAGGAGGAAGGAGAGAAAGAGAGAGUGGAGUAUAAGCCAACUGCGGAGACAGGGACUCCAGUGAAGUCUAAGGAUGAGAAGGAGAGUGAUUCGGACUCUAGGAGUAGUUCUGCUGCACAUAACGGCAGCAUAGACAUGAACUUGUCCAUCUCCAGCUUCCUGACCAAAACCAAGGAGCCAGGACCCCUCUCCAUACAGGACACCAAGCGCCAGAAGAAGACACUGAAGAAGACCCGUAGGUUCGUGGUGGAUGGAGUCGAGGUUAGCGUGACGACGUCGAAGAUCAUCACCGACAAUGACACCAAGAACGAGGAGAUGAGGUUCCUCAGGCGUCAGGAGCUGAGGGAGCUGCGUCUCCUGCAGAAAGAGGAACAGAGGGCCCAGCAGCAGCUCAGCAAUAAACUGCAGCAGCAGAAAGAGCAGAUCUGCCGCCGUUUCGAACAGGAGACGACCAGUAAGAAGCGCCACUACGACCAGGAAGUGGAGAACCUGGAGAGACAGCAGAAGCAGACCAUCGAGAGGCUGGAGCAGGAGCACACCAACCGGCUGAGGGACGAGGCCAAGCGCAUCAAGGCCGAGCAGGACAAGGAGCUGUCCAAGUUCCAGAACAUGCUCAAGAACCGCAAGAAAGAGGAGCAGGAGUUCCUGCAGAAACAGCAGCAGGAGUUGGACUGUGCCCUGAAGAAGAUCAUCCAGCAACACAAACACGAGCUGGCCACCAUCGAGAGAGACUGUCUCAACCACAAACAACAGCUCCUCAGAGCACGGGAAGCAGCAAUGUGGGAGCUGGAAGAGCGUCACCUACAGGAGAAACACCAGUUGUUUAAACAACAGCUGAAAGACCAGUACUUCAUGCAGAGACACCAGCUGCUUAAGAGACACGAGAAGGAGAUGGAGCAGAUGCAGCGCUACAACCAGCGUCUGAUUGAGGAGAUGAAGAACAGGCAGACACAGGAGAGGGCCCGCUUACCCAAGAUCCAGCGCAGCGAGGCCAAGACGCGCAUGGCCAUGUUCAAGAAGAGCCUCCGAAUCACUGGGGGCCCCAUCACACCCGAGCAGGAGAGGGAGAAGGUAAAACAGUUUGCAGCCCAGGAGGAGAAGAGGCAGAAGAAUGAGAGGCUCCACCAGCACCAGAAACAUGAGAACCAGAUGAGAGACCUGCAACUGCAGUGUGACACCAACAUCCGGGAGCUGCAGCAGUUACAGAAUGAGAAGUGCCACAUCCUGAUAGAGCACGAGACCCAGAAGCUGAAGGAGCUGGAUGAGGAGCACAGCCAGGAGCUGAAGGAGUGGAGGGAGAAACUACGACCCAGGAAGAAGGCUCUGGAGGAAGAGUUUGCCAGGAAGCUUCAGGAGCAGGAGAUCUUCUUUAAGAUGAGUGGAGAGUCAGAGUGCCUUAACCCCUCAGCCCAGAGCCGCAUCUCCAAGUUCUACCCCAUCCCCAGUGUCCACUCCACUGGCUUCUAGGGGUUAACCCAUUCAUGGCACUCCGGAUGAACAUAAACAUAUAUCCACAUAUCGAAGGCACACUCAAUGAAUAGAUAUACACACUUCCGGAUGGAUACACACACACAUACAAAUAGACUGGCGCGCGUGCACACACACACACACUCACACACACACACACACACACACAGAGACAGACAGACUAAUAAGACUGAGCCUCUGCUGCCUUGCCCCGUCUCCAUUGAUGACAAUCGGGGACGAAGGGGCGAUAUCUCCGAGGGUGUGUACCCCUCUAUCGGUUUCUGGACGAGGAUGGGACAGUAGCCCUCAAGCUACAGACUAUGUUAAUCAUGAAGACCUUUUUAAUGGUGAUCUGUUAUAUAUAAUUUACCCCCUUUUCAUUGUAUAGGGUCGCGUUCAGUCGGGCACACCGUAGCAAGAGUUUGAAUUUGUGUUUUUAUUGUAGAAGUAGUACCUCCCUGUUUCACUCCAUUUCAAAUAAUUUUCCACUGACUGAAAAAAAAACAGUUUUAUUUCUUACAGCUUCCUCUUUUGAAAUGAGUUAUGAAGGAGAUUCUUGACAUUAUGCAUUUUCAAAUGUGAUACUUUGUGCACUCUGUUCCUCAAAUCCUUGCCUCCAUGUCACUAAAGUGUCUCAGGCAGAUUUAAUUUUUCACUGCUGAUUAUUUUUCAUUUGUGAAUCUUUUUUCUUGAAGGAUCUAGUGCCCGUAUACUUUUAUUUCAAUGGACCUACUUUUCAAAUGUAAGCUUCCUCUGAAAAAAAAACUAUUGCUGCUUGAUUUUUAUACCAUUAGUUAUUUGCACUAAAUCAGGGCUGCCCAACCCUCUUCCUGUAGAUCUACUGUCCUGUAGGUUUUCAGUCCAACCCUAAUUAAGCAUAUCUGAUUCAGCUAGUUAAGGUCUUGUUGAGCAGCUAAUUAGUAGAAUCAGGUGUGUUAAAUUAGGGUUGGACUGAAAACCCACAGGACGGUAGACCUCCAGGACGAGGGUUGGGCAGACCUGCACUAAAUAAAAAGGAUGAAGGAACAUUUUGUACCAGAAGUCUAAUAUAAUGAACUUAUAUAUUCAAUAUCUAUGGUAAUGUUUGAGAGAGCUAAUGAUCUGAUAAGAAUGUACUUUUGGUAAAGGAUGAACAGCAAAUUUUUUUUUAUAAUGAAUCUUGACAAAGGCAUGAUAUAUUUUAUAUGCAAUCACACAUAUCUUGAAAAGAUAUUGAAUUUAGUUUCCAAUGGACUAGGGAGUGACUGCCUGAAGUUGAGCAUGGAUUUCGAUACAAGCUUGACUUCUUAUGUUAUAAUUAUGGUAUCAAAAGUUAUUUUUUGGAGCUUAUUAGCAACAGUUUGGGAUUUAUAUCUUUCUGUCGGAAAUGGUUCCUUUCUUCUAGCCUGGAAUCCAAACUGAAUCACUACUUCCACUGUUGUUUUACUUGGACAUUUGUGAAACGCUUGAGAUUCCCAGGCUAGUAUCUUUCUUCAGGUUUCAUGAGCAUGCCUUUCAUCUUCAGCACAACUCUUGAGAUUUGUUUCUCUCUUUUUGUAAUUUGGCGUAGUCGGCGAGUGGCCAUUUUUGUUUUAGCAUACCAAGGAGGGGCUAUUAAAAUGGUGUUUGUUUAUAUAUCCAGACAGAGACAAGGUUUUCACUGUGGUUGCUCAAAUGGCGUUGUUAUAUAAUUCGAUAGAAAUCUGUCAGGACCUAUAUGAAGGUCUGUUUUGUGAGAAUUUCAUGCAAAUGUUUGGUAUGUCUAUGUAUUGUUUCUAAAAUUGCCUCCCAUUAAUAAGGUAUUAUUACAUUACCAUAUUCAUCAGUUGACCUGCAUGGCUUUUCGGUUUGUUUAUAAGGAAGUUAUGAUACUGUUUUAUUAUCGUUCAUGCUAGCUAAUAGCCUUAGUGUUUUCAACAAAACGUAUGAAGAGACGGUAUUCAUGCUGUGGCUCUCUGUGAAGUUAUUUUAAUCAGACUUAGUCCUGCCCCAAGUUAUCUUUAUAUUCGUAUAGCCUCUAUUGUAUCAUAGUCAAACGUUUUGUUACUUAUUUAAUCUAAGGAUAAUGAAUAUGACGUUAUCAUGGGUUUAACAGUUUUGAUAACAUUUUCAGAACUUCAGUUUUAGCUUAUUUUAUCAUAGAUAUGCAUGAUCUACUCUAAAGUGGUGGUAGCCUAUAACCUUCAAUACAGUUUAAAAUCAUUUGUUAAAAAGGAACUGUUGGACCUGACUGGUUUAGGCCAUCAUGACUUCUGAUUGGUCCAUUUGUCAUCUCACCCUUUUUUGAUUGGCUGCAGGAACAACAAUCAGUCGAUGCUAUUUUAUAAUUGGUCUGUAAUAGUGGCAAACAAAAACAAAACAUCAUACACAAUGAAGGAGUGCUGUGCACCUUACACAAAAUGAAGAUACAUAUUUAUGUGGAAAUGUAUCUUUACUACAGUACAGUAUUGUAGUUUCCUCAAUUGUCAAAUAGUUCAUUUAAAAUCUGAAAUUUAAGCUGAAUUGAAAAUAUAAUUAAAUAUGUUAUUAGUGUCAUGAUUUCCUUCUGAUUUUCAAAUUGAAUCGUGAUUGAUUUCAGAAUGUUGUUUGAAAUUGAACUACCAUGAAAAAAUAAUGUGCAUUUUUCAGACAAGUUUACAUUAUAGUUUUUAGAAUGCCUAUGUACUGUAGAUUUGCAUUGUUCUGUAAAUAAACAAUUUCCUGUA
This is a messenger RNA of Oncorhynchus mykiss (rainbow trout), 6520 nucleotides long. RefSeq names its product STE20-like kinase b (gene slkb). Gene Ontology annotation, biological process: protein phosphorylation. NCBI's taxonomy places the organism in Eukaryota, Metazoa, Chordata, Actinopteri, Salmoniformes, Salmonidae. The record is from RefSeq and is a predicted model, not a curated record. Gene Ontology annotation, molecular function: protein binding; protein serine/threonine kinase activity; ATP binding.